AUGGGCGUUUGCCGACAGAUUCGUUUGAUCUUAUGGAAAAAUUUUACUAUUCGACGUCGACGAUGGCCUCGAGUGAUAUUUGAAUUAAUUUGGCCAUUAUUUUUAUUUUUUAUUCUUAUGUGGGUUCGAACAAGAAAUUUAACAUUUUAUUAUGAUGCUUGUUAUAAUGAUCCAAAAUAUCUUGGAGCAACUGGAUUUUUACCUGCAUUACAAAGUUAUAUUUGUCAAUGGAAUAAUACAUGUUAUAAUCAAUCAAAAACAACUGAUGAAUUUCAUGGAGACGCAUCGUUUUGGAACCAAUUAACAGAUUUAAGUGAAAGUCUUUCGAUUAUUUUUAAUGAUGAUAAAACGGUUAAUUUAUUUGAUAAACUUUUUACACAAAUUAAUUCAUUACAACGUUAUUCGACUAUUUGGAAUGGUACUAUUUUGGCAAAUAAAAGCACGAAUGAUUUUAAUCAAUCUAUUCCAACAACAAUAAUCAAUACACUUUUUCAAAACCCUGUUGGUUUAUCUAAUCUUCAUCAAUCAUGGUUUAUGAAUCAUACCAAAAGAUCUGAGUCGAAUUUAAAUAUUAUAAUACAAAUAUCUUAUUCACGUUCACAAAAAAACUUUUCCUUUUCAUAUCAAUCAGAAACAAAUAUAAAACAAUCAUUUUGUAAUAAAACAGAAUUUAAUAAAACUUUUCUGAUUAAUUCACCCGAUGCAAUUGUACCAAAAAAUUUUUUAUGUAAUAAUUUAUCAGCAACUGAUCUGAAAUUAUUUCUGAUCAGUGUACAAAAUCAGUUGGAUGAUAUACUUUUGACUAAUAUGGCACCAGAUAUUGUGAAACUUACUAUGAAUGGAAUGCAAGCUGCUCGAACUCUGGAACAAAUUCAUUCUCGUUUAAACAUACUUAAUGUUAGCUUUUCAUUCAAUGAAACCAAUAGUAGUAUUAGUUUAACAUCAUUAUGUGGUGGUCGUAAUGAUUUAUCACAGUUUUUUACUAUCAAUCAAUCUUCAAAUAAUCAAAGCAACCAAAGUGAAACUACUCAAAAUAAACAAACAGAAACUACUCAAACACGUUCUACAGCUGAUGAUACUUUAACUAUGUUUAAUUAUAACAGGUUAGCAGAAAAUUUAUUAUCUUAUGAUGAAUCUGAAAUAUGUCAAGAAUCAUAUAUAACUGGUUCUGGUAAAAUUAUGCAAUUUUCAACAGUAAAUCGUACAUGUCGCUGUGCUUUGUUUGAUCAAGUAUUCAAUUCAAAUACUAUUCUACGACAAUUUGCAACACUAUUACGUCCUAUUCUAUAUGGAAAAAUCUAUUAUCAUCCAUCAAAUAUUCAUUAUGAUAAUAUAAUUAAAAAUAUUAAUCAAACAUUUGAAUCAUUAGAUGAACUUGUUCGAUUACUUCGUCAAAUUGAAUCUACAAGUCAAACAAUAAAUGAUAUAAUACCAGUAUUAUGUAAUUCAUUUUCGAAUUCAUCAUUAAUUUGUCAACAAUUUACAACAUAUCAAACAUCAAUGAAUUUAUUUAUAGUUUUAACUGAAUUUCUUGCUUGUACAGAACGUAAUCGUUUUAUUGCAAUGGAUAGUGAAUUAGAUAUGGUCUAUGCAGGACAAAAUGACUCUGUAACAAAUAGUUUUCUUGCCGCAAUUGAAUUUAUGGAUACUAUAGGAGAUAAUGAUAGUUUACCUACACAUAUUCGAUUUAAAAUAAGAAUGGCACUUGAUUAUGUUGAUAAUACAUUUCAAACAGCAGACAAAUAUUUUUCAUACGCACCUCGUGUUAGUGCACCAAUAUCAACAAAAUAUCAUUCAUAUUUAUUUAUUUAUUUACAAAAUGCUCUUGAACGUGCUAUUAUAUAUGCACAAACGGGAAGAAAUAUUUCCUAUGGUAUACAAACACAACAAAUGCCGUAUCCAUGUUGGAUUAAUGAUAAAUUUUCUAAUGCCAUUAGUCGAAUGUUACCAUUAUUUAUGGUAUUAAGUUGGAUAUUUACAGUUUCAAUGAAUGUGAAAGAUAUUGUUCAUGAAAAAGAAAAACGAUUAAAAGAAAUAAUGAGAAUAAUGGGUUUGAAUGAUUCUGUUCAUUGGUUUACUUGGUUUAUUUUAUGUACAGCUACUAUGUUGUUAAUAGCAUUUUUUCUUAUAUUACUUUUAAAAUUUGGAAAAAUCACACAAUUUUCUAGUUUUUCUGUAUUACUCGUAUUCUUCAUAAGUUAUACAGUCGCUACUAUUACUCAAUGUUUUCUUAUCAGUGUAUUAUUUAAUCGAGCUAAUUUAGCUGCUUGUGGAGCUGGAAUUAUAUAUUUUGUUCUCUAUUUACCAUAUACUAUAUUAAUUAGUUAUGAUACUCAAGUAAAAAUAUGGCAAAAAGCAGUUGCUUGUCUUUCAUCAACAGUUGCUUUUGGAGUUGGUUGUGAUUAUAUUGCUCGUUUUGAAGGUAUGGUUGAAGGUAUUCAAUGGUCGAAUAUAAAUCGAGGUGUAAAACCUAAUGAUAAUUUUACAUUUCUUUAUUGUAUUAUUAUGAUGUUAAUCGAUUCGGUGAUUUAUAUGUUAUUAACUAUUUAUAUUGAAAAUGUUUUUCCCGGUGAAUAUGGUAUUCCACAAGUAUGGUAUUAUCCAUUUACAAAAACAUAUUGGUUUGGUUAUAAUGCAGAAAAUAUCCGUCAACGUACGGAACAGAUGAAAUGUGAUAUUUUAGGUGAAAAUGAUAUAGGAGAACUUGGUAUUAGUAUUGAAAAUGUAUCGAAAUAUUUUGGAAAUAAAAUGGCAUUGAAAAAUUUAUCUGUUAAAUUUUAUCGUAAUAUGAUAACAGCAUUUCUUGGACGAAAUGGUGCUGGAAAAAGUACAACAUGGUCCAUAUUAACUGGUCUAAUACCACCCACAAGUGGUACAAUAUAUAUUGAUGGUUAUGAUAUAUUAACAGAUAUAAAAAUUGUUCGAAAACGUCUUGGUUUUGCGCCUCAAUAUAAUAUUUUAUUCGAUUUAUUAACAGUUAAAGAACAUUUAGAAUUUUUUUCUGCAUUAAAAGAUGCACCAAAAGAAUCAAUUGAAACAGAAAUACAUAAAAUGUUAAAUGAUUUAGCAUUAGAAAAAAAAGCAGAUAAUUAUUCCACAGAAUUAUCUGGUGGAAUGAAAAGAAAACUUUCAAUUGCUAUUGCUUUUGUUGGAAAUUCAACAACAGUUAUUUUAGAUGAACCAACAGCAGGCGUUGAUCCAUUUGCUCGACGAGCCAUAUGGGAUCUUGUAUUAAAAUAUAAACCAGGACGAACCAUUGUAUUAUCAACACAUCAUCUUGAUGAAGCUGAUUUAUUAAGUGAUCGUUUGGCCAUAAUAUCUUCUGGUGAAUUACAAUGUGUUGGUACACCAAUGUAUUUAAAACGAAAAUAUGGUGAAGGUUACAAUUUAAUUAUUGAAUUAGCAUCAUCAUCAGAUGAUAGUGUUCUUAGACCAAUUAUAAAUAAAAAUUCUUCGAUUAAUUCAUUACGUUUUUUAAAAUUAACUGAUUUUCUUCGUCAGUUUAUAGUUGAUAUUUGUGUAAAAGAACAACAUGGUGAUCAAAUAACUUAUAUUUUAAUCGAUGAUGCUAAACAUACAAAAUAUUUUCCAAAAAUGCUUGCUGAACUUGAUGCGAAUAAAAAGAAAUAUCAAAUAAAAAGUUAUGGUUUAUCAAAUAGUAGUCUUGAACAAGUAUUUCUUCGUGUUGCUAAUGAAAUUAAACGACCAGAAGAUUAUGAACGUUUAUCAUGGUGGAAAAAAUUUCAAAAUCGUUUUAAGAAAUCAGACAAAAAAGUUGAAGAACAAACACAAAAAUUAGAUGAUACUAGUAAUGAUAAUGAUAAUGAUGAUGAUGAUCAAUUAGAAACCAAUACAGGAUUAAGUAAUGAAUGGAGUCCUUAUACUGUUGAACGAUAUACAGGUAUACAUCGUACAUUUAUACAAAUAAAAGGUUUACUUAUUAAACGUUUUCAUCGAACUAAACGUAAUAUAAAAGGAUUAAUAGCUGAAAUACUCCUUCCAAUUAUUUUCAUAUUACUUGCUAUGCUUGUUACAACAUUAUCACCAAAUACUGAUACACCACCAAUGCUUAUUCUUCAUCCGUGGUAUUGGAGUAAUCCUAAUUAUAUAUUUCAAUCAUUAUCGAAUAAUAAUGCUUCGAAUAUAUCGCAAACAAUUCAACAAACAUUUACAAAACCACCAUCAUUAGGUACACGUUGUAUCCCGUCAACAAUGCUUAAUCAAAAAUUAUAUCCAUGUUCAAAAACAAAUACAACUCAUGUUAAUGUUACAACAAGUUAUGAUAUAAUGAAUGCAUUAAAUCAAGUUAAUUAUAAUGAAACAUGUAUAUCACCAGAAUGUGAUUGUUGGCAAAAAAUGCAAACAUGUCCAAUAGGUAGUGGUGGCCCUUCAGCUAAUUAUGAUAUAAUUGAAACAAAAGAUAUUUUAUAUGAUUUACAAGAAUUUAAUAUAAGUGAUUGGAUAGUAAAAACAGAAUAUAAUCUAGAAUAUUUAAUGAAACGUUUUGGUGGGUUUGAAUUUUUAUUACGAUAUAUGCCGAAUGAUGUACAACUUGUUAAUGAAAGAUUAAUUAAUCAAAUAAUUAAUAUAACAAAUCCAAAAAAUCAAUCAUCAUUAUCAACAAUUGAUGCAACAAAAAUUGCUCCACUCUUUCGAAUUUUUCCACCACAAGCUUCAAUUUGGUAUAAUAAUAAAGGAUGGCCAGCAAGUGUAGCAUUUCUAAAUGUAUUUAAUAAUGCAUUGUUACGAGGUCUUCUCUUACAAAAUAAUUCCACAAUGUCAGUUGAUAAUUAUGGUAUAACAGCAAUAAAUCAUCCAUUACCACAAAGUCAAAUUGAAAUCGAUAGUGAUGCUUUACAAAGUCUUGCUGCAAUUCAACUUUUUACAGCAAUAUGUGUUAUAUUUGCAUUAGCAUUUAUUCCGGCAAGUUUUCUUGUUUUUCUUAUUGAUGAACGUAUCACAACAUCAAAACAUUUACAAUUUGUUAGUGGUGUUAAAGGUAUAACUUAUUGGUGGGGAAAUUUUCUUUGGGAUUUAACAAACUAUUGUAUAUCAAUAGCAUUUUGUGUAAUUAUAUUUCUUGCAUUUGAUAUUCAAUCAUAUGUUUCUGGAAGUAAUCUUUUAUGUCUAGUAUUAUUAUUAUUUCUAUAUGGUUUUGCUAUAAUACCAUUAAUGUAUCCAAUAAAUUAUUUUUUUCAAACACCAUCAACUGGUUUUGUACUUAUAUCAUGUAUUAAUAUAUUUAUUGGUAUAAUAACAACUAUAUCAACAUUUACUUUGGAUAGUUUUGAUGAUGAACCUGAUCUUGUACGAGUUAAUAAUAUAUUAAAAAAAUUAUUUCUUAUUUUUCCACAUUAUUGUCUUGGACGAGGUUUAUUCGAUAUGAGUAUAACAUAUCAAACUAAUGCUAUCAGUACUAAAUAUAUUAUUGGUUAUGUUUCUACAUCACCAUUUCAAAUGAAUAUUGUUGGACAAAAUCUAUUAGCAUUAUUUUUACAAGGGAUUAUCUUUUUUAUAUUUACUAUCCUCGUUCAAUAUCGAUUUUUUAUACCUGAUCGUGGUUGCAUUCAUAUGUCAACAAAUAUUAAAUCUUCAAAUGAAGAUAAUGAUGUUGCUACUGAACGAGAAAGAAUCUAUAAUGAUUCUAAUAAUACAAGUAAUGAUAUUCUACGAAUGGUUGAUUUAGUGAAAAUAUAUGGAUGGUUAUUUGGUAAACAAUUUACAGCUGUUAAACAAACAUGUGUAGGUAUAAAACAAGGUGAAUGUUUUGGUUUAUUAGGUAUAAAUGGUUCAGGCAAAUCAACAACUUUUAAAAUGCUUACUGGAGAAAUAUCUAUGACAGAUGGUAAUGCAUAUAUUAAUAAUUAUAGUGUUAUUAAACAAUUAGAUAAAGUUCGAGAAAAUAUCGGUUAUUGUCCACAGUUUGAUGCAUUGGAUUCGUUAUUAACAGCACGUGAACAUCUUUAUUUUUAUGCUCGUUUACGUGGAAUUAAAGAAAAAAAUAUUUCAUUUAUUGCUGAUUGUUUAUUAAAACGACUUGGUCUUACACUAUGGGCUGAUCGACCAGUAAAACAUUAUUCAGGUGGAAAUAAACGAAAAUUAUCAACAGCUAUUUCAAUUAUUGGAAAUCCAUCCAUCAUAUUUAUGGAUGAACCAACAACAGGAAUGGAUGUACGUGCUAAACGAUUUCUAUGGAAUUGUAUAUUAACAUUAACUCGUCAAGAUCAAAAAUCUGUUAUUAUAACAUCCCACUCAAUGGAAGAAUGUGAAACAUUAUGCAAUCGACUCGUUAUUAUGGUUAGUGGAGAAUUUAAAUGUCUUGGUAGUGUACAACAUUUAAAAGAAAAAUUUGGUGAUGGUUAUACAAUACUUGUUCGAACAAAUAUUGAUGUAAAAAGAAAAGAUAUUAUUGAUUAUAUUCAACAAUAUCUUCCAGAAGCUAUUGUUAAAGAAGUACAUAAUAAAAUGAUACAUUUUCGUGUAUCAACAAAUGUUCCGUUAUAUAAAAUGUUUAGUAUAUUAGAAAAAGCACGAGAAGAAUUAUUAAAUCUUAUAGAAGAUUACACUAUUUCACAAGUGACACUUGAUGAUGUAUUUGUAAAUUUUGCUAAAAUGCAACAAGAUGAUCAAAUAAUAGAACAAAUAUCUAAUCAAGAAAAUCAUUAUGAAUUAAUGCAUCGAACUAAUCGUAUUGAACCAACGUGA
Adineta steineri is the source of this 6705-nucleotide messenger RNA. The record is from the annotation of a GenBank genome assembly. Lineage: Eukaryota; Metazoa; Rotifera; Eurotatoria; Adinetida; Adinetidae.